AUGGCGACCAGCGAUCCGGUCCUGAAAUCCAUCCUUCGACCACAGAGACCUAAGAAGAAGGUUCCUGAGAUUUCAGAGGAGCAAAAGGCGCAAAUCGAGAAGGACAAGCAAAAUCUCGAAAUCGCCGUGGCACAUGCGAAUUUGAUACAGCAUCAGAAGAAUGUCGAGGGGCAGAUUCUCAAUGCCAUUACUGCACUCAUAGACUAUCCGGCGCGGGAUGUGUUCACGAGUCAAGAGGCUCUCACCUUCACAGGCCUGGUGAAAGCCUUUCAGCCAUCUGACUACGACAGUCUGAUUGAAGAGCGCCGCAUAGACGGAAGAUGCGGCUAUACGCUAUGUGCUAACCAGCCCCGCUCCAUCACUAUGGGUGGCAGCGCGGCAUGGAAACUGAAGAAGGGGGCCCAAGAUUGGUGUUCAGAUAGUUGUGCCAAAAAGGGGCUAUUCAUCAAGACACAGUUGAGUGAGGUCCCUGCCUGGGAGCGAGCACGAGACCAGCAGCCGGAUGUUCAACUUCACGAAGAUGACCUCCCCAAAGACAGUGAGACUGCCCUCAGACGAGCUAAGAGGGCAGCGAGGGUGGACGCGUGGCGGCAGAGGGUGGCGGAUGAUGAAGAUUUGGCGCAGGAAAGAGGAGAGAAGCCCACGAGUUUCAAGCCCAAUCAGGUGAUGACGACUCUGAUUGUGGAAAAGAAGAAGACAUCUCCGCCUAAACCACCCGAGCUUGACGAAGAGUUUGCGAGUCCAUACGAUCUGAUUGAAGGUUAUCAGCCCAGGAACAUUGCCGGGAAGAAUUCGUCAAGCAAGAAGAUGCACGAGGAGAGCGAUCAGGACGACCCGGAAGACAACGAUUGA
Molecule: messenger RNA, 852 nt
Organism: Ramularia collo-cygni
Lineage: Eukaryota; Fungi; Ascomycota; Dothideomycetes; Mycosphaerellales; Mycosphaerellaceae
Exons: 1
Coding region: 1-852 (283 amino acids)
Cellular component (GO): cytoplasm; nucleus
Molecular function (GO): RNA polymerase core enzyme binding; RNA polymerase II CTD heptapeptide repeat phosphatase activity
Source: RefSeq, a predicted model, not a curated record